UGAAAUUGAUUUUUUUGACCUCAAUUUCUCGAUGUAUUUCUCCGGGAAUGCUAGCUACGAUCUGCUGUCGAAUUCCAGUUACGAUCCGUGCGACGGUAUGGCGGUGUGCCUGAGCCAGCCCUGUGACCCGAGCAGCAGCCUGUCAUUCACACGCAUCUUCAUCCCGGUCCUGUACAGCGCCGUCUUCCUGGUGGGUCUGCUGGGAAACGGCCUGGUGGUGGGCGUCCUCUCCCGUAGCCUGAAGCGCCUGGCUGCCACGGAGAUGUACGUCCUGCACCUGGCCGCGGCCGACCUGCUGCUGGUGGUGGGCCUGCCCUUUUGGGCUGCGGAAUCCGCCCACGAGUGGGUGUUUGGCCACGCGGCCUGCAAGGUGCUGGGCGCCCUGUACAACGUCAGCUUCUACAGCAGCAUCUACCUGCUGGGCUGUAUUAGCUUCGAUCGCUACCUCUCCAUCGUCCACGCCGUGGAACUCUAUAAGAGGAGGAGGCCUUGGCGUGUUUACCUCAGCUGCUCGGCCGUCUGGCUCUUCUGCCUCCUGCUGGCAGUCCCGGAUUUCGUCUUCCUGCACUCCAUGAGGGUCAACGGGUCCCAGAAGUGCGCCCAUAAUUACGGCGCCAACAACUCCAAGGGCUGGAUCGUGGGCCUUCGCUGCUUCUACCAUGUCACCGGCUUCCUGCUACCGCUGGGGAUCAUGGGCUACAGUUACCUGAAGAUCGGCCUGACCCUGGCGCAAUCCCACAAUUCCCAGCGGCCGCGGGAACGCCGCGCCCUCAAGGUGAUGGCCGCCGUGGUGACCGUCUUCUUCCUCUGCUGGACCCCCUACAACGUGGUGAUGUUCCUGGAGACCCUGCACCGGUUGGGAGCCCUGGGGCGGGACUGCAGCGCCGAGGGGCGCAUGGACACCAGCUACGUCCUGGCCGCCUGCCUGGGCAACCUGCACUGCUGCCUCAACCCCUUCCUGUACGCCCUCGCCGGUGCCAAGUUCCGCUCCAGGAUGUUCGAGUGCCUCGGGGUGCUGGGCUGCCCCUUCGCCCGCGGGUGGGCCUCUGUCCCCAGGAGCCAGCGACAACGCCAUUCUGUCGUCACCGUCUCUGAGUCGGGAGACACUUCCUACUCUGCGUUCUGAGCGUCCAGUCCAGGAUUGGGGUCUACCCCACUGUGCCACAUGAGGGCCCUCUCCCACAUUUAUUUUUUUAACCUUUUUUUUCCAAAUUAAUUUGUUCAGAGAUGUUAUGGCAUUCCCUACUGGAGCAGGUGGGAUUUGUGCCCCUGCCUCUCGGGCCAGGGGUAUGGACAUUACCACUGUGCCACAGGAGGGCCCUCUCCCACAUUUUUUUUUAACCUAUUUUUUUUCCAAAUUAAUUUGUUCAGUGAUGUUAUUGCACACCUCUAGAGAGACUGGGUCUUGAACCCGACCUCUCGGUCCAGGGUUAGGGAUAUUACCACUGUGCCACAGGAGGGCCCUUGAGUGGCCAUACAAUUUUUUUUUAUUUAACCUGUUUUGCCUAACCAACCUUUUCAGAGAUGUUAUGACACCCCCCUGGAGCAGGUGGGACUUGAACCCAGACCUCGUGUUCUGGGAGUAAGGACAAUACCACACAACGGCUCCAGUGACCUUCUGAUGAUGGAUCAGUUAGCCCCUUCCCCCACCUUGCCUUCAAAGGGGGCAUUAGACCAAGGCUCUAGCAGGGCAGCUCACUACGGCCCCCUUAAGGUGCAAUUAGGGACAGGCAUUAAACAUUGCACUCAGUCAGCAUUGCCCAGAUCCCAUGAGUGAAUCUGUGUUAGAAACAGAAGAGGGGGAGAGAAUGACAGUGAGAGAGGGACAGAGAGUGAGAGAGACAGAGAGAGAGAGAAAGAGAGAGAG
Chiloscyllium plagiosum (whitespotted bambooshark) is the source of this 1867-nucleotide messenger RNA. Lineage: Eukaryota; Metazoa; Chordata; Chondrichthyes; Orectolobiformes; Hemiscylliidae. The record is from RefSeq and is a predicted model, not a curated record.